Messenger RNA from Ruditapes philippinarum (Manila clam), 3624 nucleotides. Its product is annotated as slit homolog 2 protein-like. Lineage: Eukaryota; Metazoa; Mollusca; Bivalvia; Venerida; Veneridae. The transcript is spliced from 2 exons. The record is from RefSeq and is a predicted model, not a curated record. Gene Ontology annotation, cellular component: extracellular matrix. Bases 160 to 1227 code for a protein of 355 amino acids.
UUGAAUUGUGGUCUAAGUGAUUAUUUAAAGUUGUGUUUACAAUAUUAUACUACUAUUUUCACGUUUGCUCGGGUCAUUACGGCACGAGACAUUUGUGAACAUUUCUCAGUUUUAAAUAACAAAAACAAGAGUAGAAUUUAUUUUUAAGCCUUAGCAGACAUGAAUGCCACGCUUGUUGUGCUUAUUUGCCUGAGCUUCUUAUUCGUCUUGUUCGUGCUUGGUGAAAAAGAAGACUUCGUCAGUGAUCGAGAAUGUCCGUUUCUUUGCACGUGCCACGAAUAUGACGUCAAUUGUUCGAAUACGAAUAUUUUCCCGGAAGGAAUUCCUAAAAUGACGGAAAGGUUUUUCCUUUCCGACUCUGUCAUCGAUUACGUUCCGAUUAAUGCAUUUCUGGAUCUACCCUUUCUGCAAGAGAUACAUUUCCUAGGCUGCAACAUUGUAAAACUUCGCGCAUGCUCAUUCGCUGAAUUAGAGAACAUGACUAAAAUUUCGUUUCAAAACUCUAGUAUAGAUCAAAUAGAGGGAAACGCAUUUUCAAAUCUUUAUAACAUUUCGAUUAUCCAGUUUGCCGGAUCAGCAAUAGGGGACAUGUUCUCGUAUUCAUUCCACAAUGUGAACAAUGUUGAAAGCGUUGAUUUUUAUAAUACAAAGAUUUCAACAAUACAUCCAUUGGCAAUGAAAACUUUUGCACACAUUGGUGAGAUAGGCCUAGUGGAUUGCACCGUGGACAGGUUCCUCGUCAAUGGAUUCUCAAGUCUCACAAAUAUAACGCUCAUGUACAUGAGUAAUUCAGUUAUAAACGAAUGGCAGUGUGGAUCAAUAGCAAGCGUCCUUGCGUCGGGCUAUGACUUCGACAUAACGAGAUCGAGUUUUGUUUGUGACUGUAAACUAGCGUGGCUCUGGACAAAACAUCCAACUCAUGCUAUUUUUAACGAUCGGUUAAACAACAAGUGCAAGAAAACUGACGAUGUCUUGUCAAAGGUUGAUAUCGACCAGUUUUGCCCAACAGAAAAGUCACGUGAGCAAGGCUGCCCGCCGCUGAUUCCAUCUACACCCCAUAUCUGUUCUCGAAGUUUUGAUUCACCUAUGAACCCCAUUGAAAAAGUCACCUACCCAGCGUCAUUUACUAGAACAUCCACCUCAUCGGCUGUAUCUGUAGUGAAAAUAAACCUCAAAGUAAUUUUGACUAUAUUUUUCACGAAAUCUUUCCAAUGGCUUCUACAUUAGAACUCCAGAUUCUACAGCAUUGCGCUUUAACAGUUCGCCAUUAAUAUUACGUGAUAUGUGCAGACAUAUAAGGAACCAGCUCAGAUUUGGAAAUAAAAUGGCGGCUUUUCCGUUUUGAAAAAUGGUUCCUCGAAAAGUCAUUUAACUUGUAUAUAAUGAUCUCCGAAAAUUUGAAAGUCAGACUGGUAAAAACUGUGUAAAAAGGUGGAAAUCUUUUAAUUUGUUGAAUUUCUUAAAGAAUGUGUCAUAAUUCAAAUUCAUCAAUAUAAGGGAAGUUUAAAGUUUACGUGCCAAUAGUAUAGAGCCUGGUCAGUCCGGUGUCAAAGGUUUCAGCAGGUUAAGGAUUGGUCAAAUAUAAGAAAGGGACUGACAAUCUUUUCAAGACAGAAGAAACCACGACCAGACGUUUCCUUGAAACUCCUCUUCUACCGUUUUUUUUAAUUUUUAUUUUUUUAUUUGACUUCUGAGAGAUUUUCAGAUCUACAAGAAGAGUUUUGAUGAGCUAAAUACAUGUAUUUUUCAUGUAUCUUUUAAGAGACAUUAUUACUGUUUCUUCAUGACUCUGGGCGAUUUUACGGUAUGUGACAUGAAUGAUUGAUAUGAAUAUGUGACAUGAACGUGUGACAUGACUUUGCGACAUGAAUGAGCAGCAUGAAUGUUUGAUAUGAACAUGUAAUAUGACUAUGUGAUAUGACUAUGUAGAAUAUAUGUGCAGCAUGAAUUUGUUACGUGACUAAAUACAUUGAAAUGUGAAGAUAUGAAAUUUUUAAGUGUUUAUAAUAUAUUUAUAAACCAUGGACAAGUGUGAAUUGCAUAUAUAUACUUCCGUAUAUAUUGUAUUUACUAUUUAGUUAGUGUGAUUUUUUGGAAUGUGUAUGGUACAGUUAUUAAUAAUUGUCACCGGAAACUGCCAUACAGUAUAUACAUUUGCAAUUUCUUCAACAGUGUGUGUUUAAGUCUUUCAAUAAUAUGUUUAAAAAUUGGUAGGUACUGUAAAAGAGAGUGUUAUCUAUGUUCAUAUUAUAUAUCAGUGUAUUAAACAUAAACCUAGCGAAAUAUCAUGGUCGGGCACUCCCAUUAUAUUUCCAAACAACAACAACAACAACAGUUCUCAAAGGUCUUCCUAAAAUUUAAUGGUGUACUGGUAUGGCCAGUGCAAUAGUCUCAAUAUUUCGACUGCAAAACCGACCGAUUUUACAAAAUGAUAUUACAUAGAUGUCGGUCUUUAAGAGCGGAGAGCGACCAUCGUCUAUAUAACUAGAAAUGUGUCGUCACGCUACGGAUGCCUUCGCAUGCAGCCAAAAUUUCCGAUGUAACAAUAUUUAGUUCCAAAUGUGUAUUCAUUUUAAGUUCAAAGCCAUUAAAACUAUUCAAUGUAAACAAAACAUUUCCACAAAAGUAUGAGUGCUGAAACUGAAAACUCAAACUUUUUCCAACAUUCAAGAGAGAUAACUUUGUCCAAAAUCAUGACCAAAUUCGAACUUGAACUGCUUAUUCCUAAGAUGAAUCUAUAUGUUAAAUUUGAGUUCAAUUUGUAUAACCAUUAGGGAGAUAAUGAACGGAAACUAAAAAGUUCAAGAGGGAUAUAAUUCAUUUUUUUGUAAUCUAUAACUCUGUCAGCUUUCAUCAAACCAUGACCAAAUUCGAACUUGACCAGUGUAUUCUUAUGACAUAUCCAUAUUUUAAAUUUGAGUUGAAUAUGUACAACUAUUGGGGAGAUAAUGAACGAAAUUGAAAAUUUCCUAUUUUCAAAGUGAAAGGGGCAUAACUCUGCCAAAAAUCAUCGAACCAUUACCAAAUUCGAACUUGACCUGCGCAUUCCUUUUACGUAUCCAUGAGUCAAAUUUGAGAUGAAUGUGUAAUACCGUUAGGGAGAUAAUGGACAGAAACUGAAAAUUUCAACAAGGGGAAUAACUCUGCCAAAAAUCAUCGGACCAUGACCAAAUUCGAACUUGACGAUAUAUCCAUAUGUCAAAUUUGAGUUAAAUGUGUGCAACCGUUAAGUACUAAGAUAAGAACGUAAACUGAUGAUGACGGAAUGACGGAGCAGUGUAACACUAUAUGCCCUAGCCAUUUUAUGGCGGGGCAUAAUAAUUAAAAAGCCAUAAAGCGCACAAUUUGUUGGGCGAGCCAGUGUACCAAACCAGUCCGUAUCAUCCCAACAGUCAAUCGCAACUUUUCGGCAUAUUCCGUUAGUCUUAUUGAUAAUAGCCGAAAUGUUCCAAUUGCGCUACAAUACUUUAUCCAGAAAUGUUGUUCGUACAUCCCAGUUUCUAGUGAAGAUAAGUGAGCAUUAAAAGGACACAUACUUGUAGUAGCUUUAAAAUGAAUAAAGUUGAACUUUUGGAAGGAUACUUUUAUAAACACCAAUCAAUAGGGAUACAUAUGUCUUUUUAU